AUGCCACUCCCCGAAAAAACGAAGCAAUGGGUCGUUGAGCGGUUCGAUGGCCCUUCAGGGCUGGAGUUCAAAGAGGCCGACAUCCCUAAACUUGGCAAUCAUGAUGUUCUUCUCAGAGUCCACGCUGUUUCGUUGAAUUAUCACGAUGUCGGAACUCUCAGAGGACACUACCAACAUGCUUUCAAAGGCGUUGUGCCUGUCUCAGAUGGUUCCGGAGUCGUCAUAAGUACCGGAUCAGACGUCACAAGCUUUCAACCUGGGGAUAAAGUUGCAACAACAAUGAGUCCCUGGGAAUCUGGCCCACUCAAACAGUCCAAUAUCGACAGCCUGCUUGGAAACGCCUUGCAUGGCGUCCUCCAAGAAUAUGCUGUUGUUCCAGAGCAACAUCUCAUAUCUCUUCCACAAAAUCUUAGCUUCGUUGAAGCUAGCACGUUGCCUGUUGCUGGUCUCGCGGCUUGGAACGCCAUAAACGGUGCCCAAGGCCGUCCCCUUCUCCCGGGGCAAUGGGUUCUCACCCAGGGUACUGGAGGCGUCAGCACAUUUGUGAUAUUGUUUGCUAAAGCCAUAGGCGCUAACGUCAUUGCAACUACCUCAUCCACUGCAAAAGCUGAGCGACUUCGACAAAUAGGGGCAGACCAUGUCAUCAACUAUAAGGAAAUUCCUAAUUGGGGUGAUCAUGCCAAAGCACUUACCCCUGGAGGAGAAGGAGCCGAUCUAGUGAUCGAAAUCGGCGGCGGUGCGACGCUCAAACAGUCUUUGAAUGCCGUGAGGCUAGAUGGGCUUAUCUCAGUGGUUGGCUUGCGAGGAGGAGUGAGCCCCGCUGAACAGCCCGUUUUGAUGGAUAUCUUUUUUCGCUUCUGUACAAUCCGCAUCGCAGUCGUUGGUCCUCGUGUCCAGUUCAAGGAGAUGAAUCGUUUUAUUAAAAGCAAGGGAAUUAAGCCUAUGGUUGACGAUCGAAACUUCAGACUUGAGGAGGCAAAAGAUGCCUUUGAAUAUCUGGAGUCAAUGGGUCACUUUGGCAAAGUUUGUAUCAAGGUAGUUCACAGCGAUUAA
Molecule: messenger RNA, 1053 nt
Organism: Clonostachys rhizophaga
Lineage: Eukaryota; Fungi; Ascomycota; Sordariomycetes; Hypocreales; Bionectriaceae
Source: the annotation of a GenBank genome assembly